Molecule: messenger RNA, 558 nt
Organism: Danaus chrysippus (African queen)
Lineage: Eukaryota; Metazoa; Arthropoda; Insecta; Lepidoptera; Nymphalidae
Source: the annotation of a GenBank genome assembly
UUGUUAUCUGGCGGGUGGGACGCCGUAGUACGUGCGUGGAGGCGUGCGGGCGCGGGGCUGGCGCUCCGCGGACUGAGGGCGGAGCUCGACCACGACGGACGAGUCACCGCACUGGCUGUCAGGUACAGGAAACACUACUUGGACAUAUUAUCAGGGACCAGCGACGGUGAUGUAUACCUCUGGGAUUACUCAACCAAGGAGUUGAUGAAUAAGAUCGCGGUUCAUCCCUCGCCCGUCGCCGGUAUAUGUCUAUUGUCAGAGGAGAGAAUUGUCAGCGCGAGUGAAAAUGGUGACUUGAGUGUCACUGAUCUGAAAGUAUUGAAUUCGGUGUUCGAGAAGCAGGUGUCGUCAACCCUGAGGUCUGUGUGUUCGGACGGUGACGUGGUGUGGGCGGGAGGUGCCGGGCUGCUGCUGCAGAUGGACAUGCUCGCUGUGAGACAACUGGGGGAGUAUGAAGCUCAUCAAGAUCUCAUCAGGUCCAUUUACUAUGAUGCAGCCUCAAAAACCCUCACAACGGCUAGUGAUGAUAAGUCAAUUAAAGUCUGGAGUUUAACAUGA